AUGACUUUCUUUUCUUCUAGUCACUCUCUUCUUCGUUUUCUACUGCUCUUCGUUCUCCUCCCGACAAAUAUCACUUCAUCACUCAAUUUCAAAACUGCUUGUGAAUUAUUGAGACUUCCACGUGAUUGCCAUUGUCAACGUACACGUGGUGUACCGAUCUCAUCAUUGAAUGAAACGCGUCUACGAUGCCGUCAAUUAUCUCGAAUAACAACGGAUUAUCAAUGGGCAAUCGUCCCGUACGAUCGUUUAGCAUUUGAAACACCCAACGACAAUUUAACUAUACAUAGAUUCGCAUUCGCUAAUAUUCGAGCUCGAACAGUACGUUUCAAUGUUCAAAAUCUUCUCAUCAAUGAUCAUGCUUUCACUAAUGCUUACAUCGGUCAAUUAGCUAUAUCACAUAUGGAUACGUAUGGUACAUUAAAUUUCCAAUUAAACGGCAAAGUUUUCUAUGGAACAACGAUUACGAAUAUAUACAUAAAACUGGUUGACUUUCAAAGUCCAAUCUCGGAAAUCAUCCUCUCGAACUCGAGAAUCUACACAUUUAUCAUUCAAGCCUCGAAAUUUCAUGGGUUUACCAAUCAAAGACUUCUUCUGGAUCAACACAACGAAACCAAUCUUCCCAAUGAACAUCAACCCGAUAAUUUUCUCGAAUACGAUUUCAUGUUAACUACUACUGGUAGUAGUUCAUCCUAUCAAACCAGCAGUCCACCAUCGCGCUCAUUAAAAAUCCAUCGGCAGAAGAAAGCGAAAACAUCUCGGCGGCUAAUCGAAUCCAGCGAUGAAAAUUCUUCUCAACUACCUGAGAAAACCGUCACCAUGGAUGUUACUGCAAACAAUUUGCCAGUCUACAUCACAAUCUAUACCAUCCUUUCCAGUAUUAACACCACGAAUUUAACCGAAUACUAUUUUCCAAAUAAUCUCGAUUACAGUCAAACCGAUCAAAUUGAAUUAAGUUAUAAUUCAAUCAAAUCAAUUAAUGCCUAUGCAUUUCGGCAUUUGCAGUACUUCGAAGGACGGUUAAUAUUAACAUAUAAUCGUAUUCAAUAUCUUUCAGCGUAUGCGUUUGCGAAUCUCUAUUCAUUAACUAAUUUAUCCUUAGCUAACAAUUCGAUCGAAAGUCUCACAUGGAAACAUUUUCAUCAUUUGAAUCAACUCCAUGAAUUAGAUUUAAGUUAUAAUCAAAUUGAGAAACUAACGAAUUACACGUUUCAAUAUUUAACUAAUCUUCAUACUUUACGUUUAAAUAACAAUCCACUGAAAUUCAUUGAAUCCAGUGCUUUUAAUAAUUUAACUCAGUUAAAACAAAUCUACUUACACAGCGUACAAUUGAUGAGAAAUCUCGAUCCGUUCAAUUCCUAUUGGCUGUGGAAUUUAGCUAAUUUACAUGUGAAUUAUCUGCUCAAAACUGAUUUUGAUUUGAGCGAUGUGGCUUUCUGUUUACUUUCACGUACGAAUCAAACAAUAUUUCACUCACCGCGGCAAUAUUCGUGUGCGUGUAAUGUUCAUUAUCUAUAUCACAAUCCCAACGAAGAUGAAAAUCCCGUCUAUUCGCCAACCAAGUAUCAUACGAAUUAUUUACGGUUAACACCGAGUUGCAUUUUCAACGAAACAUCCUCUUUCUAUGAACACUCUUCUCGUGAAAAUGACCUUCUGAACACCAAUGAUUUCAUCCUUCGUGGGCUAGAAGAUAAAUGUGACUACAAGCUAAUGUUUCUCGAUUGCGAUGCAAUGACAACGACCACGACAACGACAGUGACAACUGUAACAACCACGACGAUAACCGAAACUCCAACAACAACAACCACUGAAACGACAUCAACAACCGAAACAACCUCAUCAACAACAACUGAACGUCCAACAACAACUAUAACUACACCAUGGUACUACAAAUAUACAAAACCUCCAAAAACAUCUGCGAAUAACACCAAAAAGCUGUUUACUGUGCUGGGCACUUUGCUAGCUAUUACAGUAGCCGCGAUCAUACUUGUCAUUCUUUGGUAUCGUUUGAAAGCAGUAUUCAAACGGCGACAAAAGAAGAAGAAAAUCGUUGAACAACAAAAACAUUUCAAUUCACCCACGAUUCAUCAUCAACAGGUCACUGCGCCACGUUAUGCUUCAUCGGAAAUGCUAAGUAGUAUUCAUAGUGGUCAACUCAUAGGCAAUAAAAGUCAAUCACAAGCAUUGAUUACGCCAUCAUCACCUUCGGCAAUUGUUUAUAAGAAUAUCGAUGCUACGAUAGGAAAUGAACCUGGUCAAAACUUGAUCGAUGAUGAGAAUCAAUCACGUCAACAGCAGCAGGAACAGGAACAACCUGACUCGCCAGCUUUGACCAAUAACACAACUACAGAUAUACAGGCAACAACUGAGUGUUAA
Adineta ricciae is the source of this 2373-nucleotide messenger RNA. The record is from the annotation of a GenBank genome assembly. NCBI's taxonomy places the organism in Eukaryota, Metazoa, Rotifera, Eurotatoria, Adinetida, Adinetidae.